Rhizoctonia solani is the source of this 1716-nucleotide messenger RNA. RefSeq names its product mucoidy inhibitor A. Lineage: Eukaryota; Fungi; Basidiomycota; Agaricomycetes; Cantharellales; Ceratobasidiaceae. The coding region runs from base 1 to 1716 and encodes 571 amino acids. The transcript is spliced from 6 exons. The record is from RefSeq and is a predicted model, not a curated record.
AUGGUCUCCGAUCAACCAGUUACCAACAAAAUCAUCGUCAACGCCGCCGAGCAGGACGAGCUCAUCGAUGCUGUCAGCGUCUUUCAAUCCAACAGGGCCGAGGUCAAACGCAGGGUGAUCUUGGAUCUCAAGAAGGGACAAAACCACGUUCAUGUCGAGCGCCUUCCCUCUUGCCUGAACGGUGACUCUAUACGCGUUGAUGGAACUGGGUCUGCUGUCAUUUUCGACGUCGUCUAUCACGCCCCACCAUACGGUCGCUUCAACCCCUCUGACGAAUCGGUUACCAACGCUCAGCGCGCUUUGGAGGCUCUACAGAAAGAACGCGAUAUCGCUCGCCAACAAUCCGAAUUUCUGGGGUCAUAUGGCAAAACCCUAGACAGCAAGAGCGUGAGCAUCGGCGAUGUUGAGCGGUUCCUGGAUAUGUUUGGACCACGGCAGAUGGCAGUCGAGAAACGGAUUCGCGAGCUAGAUUUACAAGUCGAAAAUGCCGAGCAAGAGUUGAAUGCUGCUCGAAGUAAAGUGUAUGAAGAUAGGCAAGGAGAGAAGAGAGGAACGAGGGUGACGGUCACUGUGCUCGCCGAGGCGGACGGCAAGGCAGAACUCAUGAUGACGUAUGUGGUAACGAACGCAAGCUGGACCCCGUUGUAUGACAUCAGGGCAUCUAUUGCCAAAUCUCCAGAUGCGGUUUCGAAGAUUGCGUUGCACUAUCGUGCAUCAAUUACUCAGACCACAGCAUCACCCCAACUGGGGAGCACAGUGCCAACUUUAUCAACCUGGAAAAUAGGGUUUCCGCAACCAACUGUGACUCGUGUUAUGCGAAUGAGAUCCAUGUCUUAUUCUCCCCAAAGUGUGGUUAGGGUGGAAGAACGGGAAGAAUCUGACGACGACAUGGGGUUCGGCCUAUUUGACGGUGGUGGUCCCCAAGCACCAGCGAUGAUGUCUCGUCAAGCUCACGUCGUCUCCGCUGGAGUGCUGAGCGCCACAUUUGGUAUUCCUGGAAGAAGCGAUAUUCCUAGCGACGAGGGCAGCCAUAAAGUAGUCGUAGCAGUACUUGACCUAGAUGCCGACCUCGAGUGGGUAUGCGUACCAAGAGAGAAAGAAAGCGUAUUCCUGAUCUGCAAAGUGGUGAACUCGAGCGAGUUUACCUUGCUUCCCGGAGAAGCAAGCGUAUUUAUGGAUGACAACUUCGUAUCUAAGAGCCAGAUUGAUCAUGUCUCACCAAACGACUCAUUCAAGACCUCGUUGGGCACCGAUUCGAGCCUACGAGUCACAUAUCCCUCAGCCAAGACUCUCAACCGCACAUCAACUCACUCCGGCUUUUCGUUCCUUGCUCGCGAGAGGCAGUCUAUAUCAGCCCAAUCUCAACGUAUCACCAUCCGUAACUCGCGCUUGAUGAGUGUAUCUAAUUUACGUGUGAUUGAUCACGUACCUGUGAGCACGGAUGCAAAACUGAGGGUGAACGUGAUUACACCCAAUGGGUUGGACGCACAUCAAGCCCCUGGUUCGCCUACCAGUCCAGUACCGGAGAGGAACAAAGAAAAAGAGCUACCUUGGGCGAACGUGCGGAAGGGAGUAAAAGCACGGUGGGCACCGUUGGAUGUGGGCGGGGAAGGUACAGUCGAGUGGCAGUGCGAGAUUGGUGCGAGCGAAGAGGUAGAACUCGAGCUUGCGUGGGAGGUAUCGGCCCCGGCCGGACAAAAUUGGCAAAAUUUGUGA